Molecule: messenger RNA, 1236 nt
Organism: Pseudogymnoascus destructans
Lineage: Eukaryota; Fungi; Ascomycota; Leotiomycetes; Thelebolales; Thelebolaceae
Exons: 1
Coding region: 1-1236 (411 amino acids)
Biological process (GO): sulfate assimilation; phosphatidylinositol phosphate biosynthetic process
Molecular function (GO): 3'(2'),5'-bisphosphate nucleotidase activity
Source: RefSeq, a predicted model, not a curated record
AUGCUGUCCUCGAGUACAAGUCGAACCGCUUAUAGAUUUUUACCAAGGUCACUUAUUAUUUUUUCCCUCUUUGUCGUGACGCUGGCCAUCAUAGUCCGCAUCUCCCUCCUCUCAGUUCACCUUGCCCCACUUCCACGUCUUCUAUCAACAACAACGAAGAUGGCAAACACAUAUGAGAAGGAGCGCCUGGUCGCCGAGCUUGCUGUUACAAGAGCUGCAAUUCUCACCAAGAAAGUCUUCCACGAGAAGGCGAAGGGAACCCUCAACAAGGACGACAAAUCCCCCGUCACCAUUGGCGACUUCGGCGCCCAAGCUCUUAUUAUUCAGGCAAUCAAGCAUGCCUUCCCCGAAGACCAGGUUGUAGGAGAGGAGGAGGCGAGCUCGUUGAGGGAGGAUAUCAAGCUACGGGACCAGAUUUGGGAGCUUGUCAACAGCACACGGUUAGACGAUGCCGAAGCCGAGAAGCUCAUCGGUGGGCCGAUCCCGACUGUAGAGGCUAUGCUCGACGCCAUUGAUGCUGGCAACAGCACUGGAGGUGAUAAGGGAAGGAUAUGGGCACUGGACCCAAUCGACGGAACAAAGGGCUUCCUUAGAGGUGGACAAUACGCCGUCUGCCUCGGGUUCAUGGUCGAUGGAGAUGUCAAAGUGGGAGUUCUGGGCUGCCCGAACCUGCCCACCGACGACUCCGCACCUCUGAUACAAGAUGCUGGAAAGGAUCAGACAGACUCGGAGGGCAAGGGUGUCCUUUUCUCGGGUGUCCUGGGUCAAGGUGCGACCAGCCGACCCCUCACUGCCGGUGCGCUAGCAAAGAGCCAGCCGAUCCGCAUGAGCGAGAAGAAGGACAUCACCGAUGCCACUUUCUGCGAGAGUGUUGAGGCUGGCCACUCAUCUCACGACGACCAAUCUCAGAUCGCCCAGAAGCUGCAGAUCAGCAAGCCGAGCGUGCGGAUGGAUUCGCAGGCCAAGUAUGCCUCGAUCGCCCGUGGCGCUGGGGAUAUUUACCUGAGACUUCCAACCAGCGCAACGUACCAAGAGAAGAUCUGGGAUCACGCUGCUGGAGACCUGAUUGUUCGAGAGGCGGGAGGACAGGUUACGGAUUCACUAGGCAGACGUCUGGAUUUCAGCAAGGGUAGAACUUUGGCUGAGAAUAAGGGUGUCGUUGCCGCACCACAGGCUCUACACGCACGAGUCCUUGAGGUUGUCAAGGAGGUCCUUGGCAAGAAGGGAAACCUAUAG